AGACAAACAGCUUUUAUAUAACUCAUGGUCAAUUCAUUUUAUUUCUCAUAAACUUGUUUUAUUAUUAGAUAAAAAGCCGAGUUACCGAGUACUAUUAGAUUGCCAUUACAAGAGAAAAAAAGUUAAAUUUAUAUAAAUUGCAGUGCCACUGAAAUGAAAGUAACGUUAUUAAGCAUUAUAAGAUUGAUUGUUUAUGUUUUUGUGAAUUUUGUGAAUGGGAUUCCAACUAAAGAGCGAAAUAUCAUACAAAAUACUUUGCUUGAUCUAUUUGGAAAACAUAACCGUCCAAGACCCGACGUUUUCUCUCAUUUAGGUAGAAAUGAAACGUCAGCUAAGAAAUACAUGCUAGAUUUGUAUGAGUAUUCCGUAAACACAGAACGUCAAGGUAUGAAUAACUUCACAACCAAUUCACAAAAUAUAUCAAAUAUUGUUGACGAUGCGGAUACAGUUGUCAGCUUUUUAAACAAUGCAUAUGUACCAAGACCUAAUACUACUGACGAGUCGGGUGAAAUGUUUUUUGAUGUAUCUUCGAACUAUGUCGUAGAAAAAGUACUUGCUACUGCUCUUCAAGUAUACCUUGAUAUUACCUAUAAAACUGUGAUCGCAGAAAAGUUAAUAAUUUCUGUUUAUAAGAUAGUUGUCCCUAAGAAAAAGUACGUACUGCUGGCCUCAAAACUAAUUAACGCAUCAGUUUCUCAAUGGCAUGAGUUUAAUGUUUUAGAAGCUUCAUUAAGCUGGAUUGAGUUUUCAGAAACUAAUAAUGGAAUAUUAUUAGUAUGUCAAAAUCUACAAAAGGUAAAUAUACCUAUUGAAAGUUGCGGAAUCGUUGAUUUUAAAGGUCGAGAGGAAUUCAGACCAUUUUUAGUAUCUUUUUACCAAUCUGGUAAGGAGGAAGAGUUUCCCGCAAAACAAAUUCGAAAUACCGAAUCAACUUUAAAACUUCAAGAACGUUUAAGACGUAGUAUGCAAGAUAGUAUUUUUAUAGAAGCUGCAGAACAGUUGAGUUUCGUUCGAAAUAAAACGCGUUCAAAUGGCUCGGAAAAUAAUCUUGGAUCUCGUUGUGAUAAACAUCCAUUAUAUAUUGGAUUUAAAGAUUUAGGAUGGUCGGAUUGGAUUAUAGCACCUGAUGGCUAUCGUGCAAAUUACUGUGGAGGAGAUUGCAGUUUUCCACUUGAUAAUAACGCAAACGCAACAAAUCAUGCAAUUAUACAAACACUUGUUCAUAUGAUGUAUCCAGAGAUCAUUCCAAAGCCCUGUUGUGCGCCUAAUAAGCUGAACACAUUACAGGUUUUAUUUCUUGAUGAACGCAAUAAUGUUGUUAUGAAGCGCUAUUCAAACAUGAUAGUCCAACAUUGUGGAUGCCAAUAGGUUGAGUAAGAUAAGGUUUUCAAAUACCGAUAAACUGCCAAAAGCUAAGACAUUAGUUAUUUCUGUAUUCGUAGAAAGCAGUUAUUAAAACCUAAUUUGAAUAAAGUAAUACAGCGAAGACAUAAUUGUGGUCUUUAUUCUAUAACGUGAAACAACUUUUUGAAGUCUCAGACAACAUAAAGUGCGAGGUAAUAUUUAAAAAAGUGUAAAAAAAUUCAAACGUGAGAACAUAAAAUGUAUGGGUCAAGUAAAUUUAAUUGAAUCAUAAACAUAUACCAAAAAACUUCAGAAAUAUAUUGAUGCAUUUAUAUAUCAUAAAAAAUCUUUUACCUGUCUGCAGUUUAGUGGUACCAAAGUUUGUUGUCAGAGUGACAGUGGUAACAGAUGUUUGAUUGUUUUAUCUUAAGCAAAUACAUUUGUAAAUAUACAGUUGAAAAUAUAAAAUUAUAAAA
Hydra vulgaris (swiftwater hydra) is the source of this 1820-nucleotide messenger RNA. Its product is annotated as bone morphogenetic protein 7-like. NCBI's taxonomy places the organism in Eukaryota, Metazoa, Cnidaria, Hydrozoa, Anthoathecata, Hydridae. Gene Ontology annotation, cellular component: extracellular region. Gene Ontology annotation, molecular function: growth factor activity; cytokine activity. The record is from RefSeq and is marked provisional.